Messenger RNA from Nylanderia fulva, 2105 nucleotides. RefSeq names its product dipeptidase C (gene Dip-C). The record is from RefSeq and is a predicted model, not a curated record. Gene Ontology annotation, molecular function: metalloaminopeptidase activity; manganese ion binding. NCBI's taxonomy places the organism in Eukaryota, Metazoa, Arthropoda, Insecta, Hymenoptera, Formicidae.
GAGCGACUAAAUAAGUACACGCGUAGAGUUUAGGAAGGCUUAAAACACGGCAACGGGACGAGGGUGCGGAAUUUCAGACACGACGAGCUUAUAUACGCAUAUUACGUGCGUGUCCCUCGUUAACGCGUCCAAGUUUUCCGUGUGUGCCGUCACGCGUGUUUCGUCCCGAGGAUAUGACAGAACAAGAAUUGUGUCAGUUAAGAGACUCGUCCAAUGACACGGCUUAAAUAUAAACCAAAUAUAUACGGGCGAGACCGCACGAAACCGACAUCUCUCUCUUUCGGGAGAAUAUAGACGCGUCUAUUUAUGCUCACACUAACUAAUCUACCGAAGGAAAGUUUGAAGCAGCGGCGUACGAAAUCAAGAAUAAUUCAAUUAUGCACCAGAGGACGUCACUUCUCGCGACACCAGGAGACGUUAAAAGUGCCCAUGUCGCUUUUUCGCGAUAAUCGCCAGCGACUCAUCUCACGUCUCCGUGCAAAGAAUGAAGUUUCUGCCGCGGGCGCUUUCGUCCUUCUUCAGGGUGGCGUGGACGUUCCCUUCAACGACACCGACGUAAACUGGCCCUUCAGACAGGAAUCGUUUUUCCAAUGGUGCUUCGCAGUGGAGGAGCCAGGAUGUUACGGCGCUCUCGAUCUGGACAACGGCCUCUCGAUUCUCUUCGUGCCGAGGUUACCGUCCGAAUACGCGAUUUGGGAGGGCAAGCUGCAUACCCUGGAUGAAUUGAAGGAGCGAUACGGCGUGGAUGAAACUUACUACACCGAUGAGAUUGCACGCGUGCUGAAGGAAAAGCGAGCGCGCCUUUUGCUCACGCUGAGCGGCAGAAACAGCGAUAGCGGCUUAUUGACACGCGAAACGAUUUUCGACGGUAUCGACGAAUUCAAGGUGAAUAAUAGUAUCCUGUAUCCAGAAAUAUGUGAAUGCCGGGUAAUAAAAUCUCCCGAAGAAAUUGAGGUAUUGCGGUACGUGUGUAAGAUAAGUUCGGAGGCACACAAGACCAUUAUGCGCUCUAUGCGUCCCGGGAUUCCAGAGUACACGGCAGAAUCUUGGUUCUUGAAUUACGUAUACAGCACGGGAGGAUGCAGGCAUGUUUCUUACACGUGCAUCUGCGGAUCCGGACAUAAUUCCUCUAUAUUACACUAUGGUCACGCCGGCGCGCCGAAUAAUAAAGUAAUACAGGAUGGAGAUAUGUGCUUGUUCGACAUGGGUGGCAAUUAUUGCGGAUACGCAGCCGAUAUUACGUGCAGCUUUCCGGCCAACGGGAAAUUUACCAAGGAUCAGAAGCUGAUUUACAACGCGGUGUUGAAGGCGCGGAAUGCGGUGAUCGCGGCCGCGAAGCCGGGGGUUGCCUGGACGGAUAUGCAUCUCUUGGCGAACAGAGUCAUGUUGACGUCGUUGAAAGAGGGCGGACUCUUGGUGGGCGAUGUCGAGGAUAUGAUGAAAGCGGGUCUGAACGAACUGUUUCAGCCUCACGGACUGGGCCAUCUAUUGGGAUUGGAUGUGCACGACGUAGGCGGAUAUCUGUCGGGGCAUCCUGAACGUUCAAAUCAAGCGGGGCUGAGGAAACUGCGAACCGCUCGUACAUUGCUCGCCGGAAUGGUCCUCACGGUAGAACCGGGCUGCUACUUUAUAGACUGCUUGCUGGAUGCAGCUUUGGCCAAUCCAGAGCAGUCAAAGUUUCUCGUGCGAGAACAGUUGCAAAGGUUCCGCGGUUUUGGUGGCGUCAGGAUAGAAGAUGAUGUUCUUAUAACAGAGAAUGGAGUGGAAAAUAUGACGGAUGUUCCUCGCACAGUCGAAGAAAUAGAGGAAUAUAUGCGGGAAGAGAAUUGAUUCGUAGAAUUAAGAGAUUUCAAACAUAUAAUAGUGUUUUCAAAAAAUUGAACACUUUGUAUGCUUGUUAUUAACGUCGGUCAAAUAACUGUAAGUGAAGAUAAUCGUGAUAAAAAAAGUCUACUAAUAAGAACUUCCUAUGAAGGUAUAAAGCCAUAUAUAUUUUCCUAUAAAGCCAUAUAUAUUUGUAUCUACUAUACUUUUUAUACAUAAAUGUAACAUUUAUACAUAAUAAAGCGCAAGGGUUUCUAAAACUCCGUAACGUUACAUUAUCA